Molecule: messenger RNA, 1395 nt
Organism: Aureobasidium melanogenum CBS 110374
Lineage: Eukaryota; Fungi; Ascomycota; Dothideomycetes; Dothideales; Saccotheciaceae
Product: Low temperature viability protein
Exons: 2
Coding region: 1-1395 (464 amino acids)
Biological process (GO): ribosomal small subunit export from nucleus; ribosomal small subunit biogenesis
Cellular component (GO): cytosol; preribosome, small subunit precursor; nucleus
Source: RefSeq, a predicted model, not a curated record
AUGCCUCGCCGCGUGUUCGAUAAGAAGAAUGCGACCACCUUCGCCCUUGUCCAUCGUGCCCAAAACGAUCCUCGCAUCAACGAUGCCGACGCCCCGAGCAUGGUCUUUGCCGAAUUAAGAGGGCCCCAAGACGCAAAGAAUAGACGCAAGAUCAAGGAACGUGUCGACCUGGAGGAUGAGUUCGGUACAGAUUACAAGCCCCACGAGGGUGAGGCUGCCCAGCACGGUGUCUACUUCGACGACACAAAGUACGACUACAUGCAACAUUUGCGCGACCUGGGUACUGGAGGCGGCGCUGCCACUUGGGUUGAGGCGCCAUCGGCAAAGAACAAAAACAAGGGAAAGAUGAGCCUGGAGGAUGCUCUGCGUGGCAUGAACUUCAAGGACGACGACUUGGAGAGUUAUGGUGGAGAGAGUGUUGCUUCUACUGCAAGUUUGAUGCCCGAAGACAUGCUGCCCAGCGACUUUGUCCGCAAGACCACCUACCAGGAUAUGCAGAACGUACCUGACGCUAUUGCUGGCUUCCAACCCGAUAUGGACCCCCGCCUGCGCGAAGCCCUUGAGGCUCUGGAAGACGAAGCCUAUGUUGACGACGAGGAUGACAUCUUUGAAGAAUUGACCGGUGAUGCUGAGGAAAUCGAUCGUGACGACUGGGAGGGUCUUGAAUUUGACGACGAAGAGGGCCAGGGUUACGUUGACGAUGACGAUGAGGGCUGGCAAUCAGACGAUACAAUCAAGGCUGGAGACAAGGGCGAAAGCCUGCCGCCCCCUGCAGAUACUGCUGCUCCGCCUCCCUCAGAUCCAAGUGAAGGAGCUUGGAUGGAAGAAUUCGCCAAAUUCAAGCAAGACGUCAAGGCCGCAAAGGCUCUUCCCAAGAAGCCAGCUCAGCCAGCGCCGUCAGACAUGCAAUCCAUCAAUACUGGUCUGUCUUCUCUGGCUUCUGGCCGCCGUAAGAAGCGCAAGGGUGCCAUGACCUCAACUUCUGGCUACUCCAUGUCCUCAUCCGCUCUGGUCCGCACUGAUGCUCAGAGUCUGUUAGACCAAAGAUUCGACAAGAUCGAAGAAGCUUACGCUGAAGACGAUUUCGAUGACUACGGUUCCCAAUUCGACGAUGCAGAGUCCAUGGCUUCAGGCAUGACUGGCAUGUCACACGCCUCAGCCAUCAGCUCAUACUCAAGAGCCACCGACUCUGAAGCUCCCAAUCUUGUCCGUAGCGACUUUGACAGCAUCAUGGAUGGUUUCCUUGCUGGCCACUCUCGUGCUGGUAACCGCGGUCGUCACAUCAAGAAGUCAGGAUACCAGACUGGUAUGGAGCAGCUCGAUGAGAUUCGCUUCGGUCUUGGUCCAGCUCGUCUGGGCAAGUCUGCUCGUGCUCAGAGCACUCGUCAUAAGUAA